Messenger RNA from Necator americanus (New World hookworm), 1953 nucleotides. RefSeq lists its product as uncharacterized. Lineage: Eukaryota; Metazoa; Nematoda; Chromadorea; Rhabditida; Ancylostomatidae. The record is from RefSeq and is a predicted model, not a curated record. Gene Ontology annotation, molecular function: lipid binding. The coding region runs from base 1 to 1953 and encodes 650 amino acids. The transcript has 18 exons.
AUGAGCGGAACCAGCCUUGAUCCAGCAACCUACAACCCCAUCUCUACCGUUUCCCCCGGAUUCCCUUACCACAUCAGAUUCAGUAUCUGUACAGAGGUGUGGAUAAACGCGCGUUGCCGCUGUUUGUCGAUUACCACACGCAACUACAAGACAACAACAUUGACUGACGACGACGACGACGAACAGGAUCGUCGCCAUCAGUGCGUUACGCAAUUAAUCCGUACAGCGUCCGCCGAUUUCGGGACAUCAAUCGAAGAGAGACGAAAGAGCAGAGCCGGAGAACGUGUUUCGUUCAUUGGCCUUCACGUAACGGAGGAUUCAGGCUCAAAAAUGAUCUACAUAUUGCUGUUCUGUUUGUUGAUGGUACUGGAUGUUGGUUCACAACAGUAUGAAAAGGAAUAUUCGCCUCUGCUGGAUCAAAACACUUCACCGUUGAAUCCUGGAAUACACUUGAGACUUAUGCCAACUGGGUUGGCGUAUAUGCGUGAAAUUGGCAUGAAAGUCGUAAACGAUCAGAUAUUGAAAUUAUCGUUGCCAACAAUCCGGGAAAGAAUCGAAAAUGGCGAGGUAUCCAUCUACAGUGCACACAUAUCAAAAUAUUGGCCACCUCAGGAGUAUUCAUUGGAUCUCAUCGAACCAAACAUGUUCCAAUGGAGCAUGUCAAAAAUGCAUAUACGCGCAGCAGGUGAAUUCCAAGCGUCAAUAGCAAAUCCGUUACUGCUUACUGUACCCAUUUCUGGUUACUUUGAAGCUUUGCUGGGUCAUGUGGCGCUAACGAUUAGUGUACGAUUGGAAAGUAUUGGAUAUGUGGAUCUGAAUGUCAGGAAUACUGGUGUGAUCACGGACUUCUUCAUUAAUGCUUUCAAAGCUUUUCUCAUUGCACAUUUCAAACCACAAGUUGAACAAAGGAUGUGUAAAAUGAUUGAAACGAUCAUUAAUCAGGAUAUGAACCGGCUACUUACUACAAUGCCACUAAAGGUCAGGAUAAACGAGAACGACCUGGACAUUAUUGGGCAGACGUUUGGCAUUGCAAGACCAAAGAGCAAACUCGGGCAACAUGGCCUCAAGAACUUUACGCUUAUCCAUUUUGUACAAAAUCUUCGCGAAAAAAAUCUACUGCUUGACUACCAGCUUACAGCUGAUCCUUUUGUGCAAAAUGGCGCGAUUGCAAUGUUGGCAAAGGGUGAGAUCUCAUGGCGAGGAAAUGGCGGCACACCGUUCUAUCCGCCAAAUGUUCGUAUUCCAAUUCCACACGGAGUUCAUAUGGUUGAAUUCUUUGCAACGGACUAUAUUGCGAACUCUAUGCUCUAUCAUGCUUACAAGCAGCACCUAAUGGAUGUGAUCGUAGGACCGGAGAGCAGUCCACAGCUGAAAGAUUUGCUCUUCACGUCGUGCGGCACCGGCUUUUGCAUUGGCGAAUUCCUUGGUGCACUCGGAGACCAGUAUCCGAAUCGACAAGUUGAAGUGGUGUUCACUGCACGAAAAGCGCCGUUGAUCGUUUUCGUGGAGAAUCGUGCGCGAUUUAGGUUGCACGGCAGAAUGAACAUGUUUGUGAGGCCGAAUAAUGCACAGCAGGUGAAAGAAAUGAUCAUUCGGUCAGACACUACGUUGACGGCGAAUGUGAAUAUGUGGAUUAAUAACACCAAAGUUGUUGGAAAUGCCACUAUCGAGAACCUCGAUUUCAAACUGUUGGAAACGAAGAUUAACGACGUGGACCAGGCAUCGUUUGGAGACCUUGGCUUGUUUGGUGCGGAAUUUCUGGAAAAACUGCUCACUGAGAUCUUGCAGCUUGGCAUAACUAUGCCCUCAAUGCAAGGUGUUCAACUAAAAAGCCCUCGAUUGUCCUUUCAUGAAAGAUACUUGCGAGUUCAAACUUACUUCAAACUAGAUGAGACCUUCACUGGCGAUCUCGUACGGACGGCCGUUCGACAAACUCUAAGUCACGUUGGGUGA